AACAUACCCGCAUACAUGAACCGAGGUGGAAGGCAGAGUAUUACUGGCGACGACGGUGGAGGUGGAGAGCUAGGCGACGACGGUGGAGGUGGCGAGCUGGGCGACGGCGAUGGAGGAGAGGAGCUCCGCGACGGCGAUAGAGGCGCGAAUGGCGGCGAUAGGCUUCGGCGGCGACGUCUUGACUCAGCGGCGGCGCAGGAAACGAUGGUGCUGGUUGCGGCAGAGCGCGGCGGCUCUUCUCUUCCUCGCGUAUGUCGCUCUCUCGCACCACCAGAUCCAGUCUCUCUUCUCAACUCGGUUCGGCGGCACGAUGGCGGCGGUCGGGGCAAGACAGCGCCACGAAGCAACUCGACGAAACGGCGACGACAUGGGAUGAACAGCGGUAAGCGCGACAGCUCGGUCUCCUUCUUCUCCCCUGCGGCGCAACUCACUUCUCCCUCAGACCUCUCUUCCUCUCCUUUUCCGUUUCCCCAUUUUCUUUCCUUCUCUGCUUUUGUUUCCCUUGCAAUUAGGUUUAGGUUUGGGGAAGGGGUGGGUGGCGGUGGCCGGUGGGGUAGAGAGUUAGGAUUAGGGUAG
Arachis ipaensis is the source of this 576-nucleotide messenger RNA. The record is from RefSeq and is a predicted model, not a curated record. NCBI's taxonomy places the organism in Eukaryota, Viridiplantae, Streptophyta, Magnoliopsida, Fabales, Fabaceae.